Messenger RNA from Phragmites australis (common reed), 645 nucleotides. RefSeq names its product vacuolar protein sorting 38-like. Gene Ontology annotation, biological process: SNARE complex assembly. Gene Ontology annotation, cellular component: endosome; lytic vacuole. Gene Ontology annotation, molecular function: SNARE binding. NCBI's taxonomy places the organism in Eukaryota, Viridiplantae, Streptophyta, Magnoliopsida, Poales, Poaceae. The record is from RefSeq and is a predicted model, not a curated record. The coding region runs from base 1 to 645 and encodes 214 amino acids. The transcript has 5 exons.
AUGUAUACUGCAACAUUAUCACCAGACAUUCCGGAAGCUUAUAAAUUGCUAUCAUGGGAAAAUGGUCGUGGACGCCUUGAAAAUCUGGAACAGAAGCUGCGGAUGAGACAUAAACAUAUGAUAACACAAGUUGCUCAGAUAUAUCCUGUGAGGCCUUUGGAUGAAUUGUCUCCAGAACACAAGCCCGGGUUAGCCUCCAAUAACAUCAGAAACAACUACAAUGUUGUGCAAAGCUUGACAAAUGACUCCCAAAAUAGACCUUUGGCCAUAUUGGGUCUACAGUUAUCAAAGCUUUCUAUGAAAAAGACCGGCUACUUUAGUGACAAGACGGAGUUUCAGAAAUCUGCUACUGUUCUAGGAUAUGCUGCACAUGCAGUCUCUCUCAUUGCAUCAUAUCUCAAUGUUCCUCUUCGAUAUCCUCUGCGCUUUGGAGGUUCAUGGUCAUAUGUUUUGGAUCAUGCGCCUUCAGUUGAGGCAUCAUCUAUAACCAUAGUAGUAAGUUUUAUCCCUCUAAACACAAGCAUGAGGACAAUGGAAUUCCCUCUGUUUUUUAAUGGCCAGGUGACAACAAGAUCAACAUAUGCAAUAUUCUUAUUGAACAAGGUUGGUCUCCUUGCUAUUUGGAAUCUGGAUGAUGUAAAAUGA